AGUAUGAAAUGUAAAUUGAUAAUAUACAGUUGUGGCUAUAAUCACGAUAAGGCUAAGUCAUGAAACGAAGAAGUGGAAUUGAACAAUUAUAAACAAAAAGUUUUCGGGAGUGUCAGUUUUUAUUAUAAAUUUACUUAUUUUAUAAAACGUUGCCAUAUUCACAAAAACAGAUAUAUUAGGUAAAUGAUAGUCAAAAAAGAUUAAUAUCAAAUUGUGAAUAGUUGGUAUAUUUGAAAUGAAACUAAUAAAACAGUAAUUUUGAUGAAAAAUGUGGGAACCUUCAAAUUUAGUGGAAAGGCAGUUCAAUGCUGAAACAAGUAGGUUAAUAGGCGAAGCACAAUUGCAUGAGUACGGAUCAUUUUUGGAAACGUAUACUGAAAGAAUUUCAAAACAAAAAGAUGAAUUUUGUAACAAAUAUAGCAUAGCUAUGCAAGUAAUUACCAUUGAAGAUGCUUCACCCACUAGAGAAACAGUGGCUCACCUAAUUUAUUCGGAUAAUAAAAUAUUGAGUAGAAUUCUAGCUACUUUAGGAGGUUUGUGUGAUGAGAUGAGUACACUUAUAUCAGAAGUUGAUGAACUGUAUGCCCCUUUCGUAUUGUAUGAAGAUACAUUCGAUAAAGUGUCAAGACAAGCUUCAAUAAGUAAGAUUUUGGAACCAUUACAUAAAAUCAAUCUUUUUGUUAAAAGGGUGCAAACAAUAUUUAUCCUUUGUUUAAGACAAAUAAGUUGUUUGUUGGUUAAACAUACUUUCGCUUCAAGUCAUUUUCCAGCUUUUCCUGAAGUGUUACACAAGCUUGGUGAUUUAUUGAUAUGUCUAUUGAAAUUUGAUCAUAUUUUAGAUAAUCAAAUAUUAAGGGAUCAUUGGUUUUGGUAUAAAAAAUCGAUAAGAAACAUCUCACAUUCCAAUAAGUUGAAUGUUGAUAAGAAUAAAAUGAGAUAUUUGGAUAAAAUGUUGCAAAUAUUAGAAAAUAAUCUGUUAACGGGUCACAUUUUAAAAAUUAUUAUAGAAAAAUGUUUUGAAGAUAAAAAUUUUUAUUAUCAAAUGAAAAACUGUACACUAAAUCAGGAAGUGCAUCUGUUUAUUACAUACCUGUUGACAGAUUUGGAAAAAAAUGAAGAUGUCGAACCAAAUAUUUGGUUAAAGAUGAAUGUGUUUGUUAUUUUUUACUUCAGUAUCUUUGAAAAUAAUGACAGGAAAAUAUUGAAACGAGUUUUAGAUAUAAACAAGAAACAUUCUGCAUGUACUUUAAUCGGUAAUAUUAUUUGGUAUCCUGAAAAAUUUUUACUCAAACAUUUCAGUAUUUUACAAAAGUAUAUUGAUGAAAGGGCUAUUGAAAAUAAUCGAUUAAAUCUAAUCAGUGUUAAAACUUCCAAUUUCCCGAAAGAAUCUAGUAUAAUUUGUUUAAACGUUUGUUAUUUUUUAAUGGAACUUGAAAAAAUAUCAAAACUUGAUACAAAUAACAUCAAAUCUGGGGACUUUAAUAGCAUAGUAAAUAGUUUAAAUAACGGGAUUAAAUUGUUGAGGAAAAUAAAUUUUUCUGUACAGUGGAUAUUAAAUUUACAUGCCGAUAAAAAUUUGCCAUUACAAAAAUCUGUUUUACUAUCAGUUUGUAAGCUAAUUGAAUUAUUAAAAUGCAUCCCUUUGAUCUGUAAAAAAUAUACAAUUACAUUAACACACAUAAUCUUGUUAACCACCCAACAUUUAUCGUAUAAAACUUUAGCUUUGGUAACGGCAAUCAGAAAAGGGUUUACCCAAGAAAAAUCAUACAACGAAUGGCAAUUGGAUGUUUUGUCCUCUUUAAACCUUUGCGAACAAGUUUUGAAAGCACCUCCAACUUCCCGAAGGCUAUUAAUAGCUAAUUUAGCUCUUUCCGCUAGCGGUUUGUACAGCAAUGAUUUCUCGAAACUCAAACAACUGCUACAGCAACUAGAGAUGAUAAUAAACUUUUCUAAAACACUAAGGGAAUUGAGUUGUUGCUCUUUCAUGAGAUGGCAUAGCAGUUAUAUGCUUCCCAUUUAUUUUACGAAAAUUGUACAAUCCAAACUCGAUUUAUCGCGACAUUCUUUAAUACUUUAUGCUUUAAAUGAUUUUUCAAACGAAUUAACAGAUAAAAUUGUUGAAGAUAAGUUUUACGAACCUAUAGAACAAAUAAUAGAGAGACAAAUCAGACUGCAGACCCAUCUACAUUUACAGUUACCACCAAUAGAACCGUUUGAAAAUUAUUUUUCAAUAAAUUUCAACAAAUACCUACCGAUACCUGUACGUAAUGUAUAUAAAAAUAUAAAAAUUGAUGCCGAGCAUCAUUUGAGUACGAUGUUUUAUAAUUUAACUUCGGUAGUGUUACAUAAUUGGAAAACUUAUGGGGAAAUGAGACGAUUAGCUUAUCUACAAUAUGGUUUAGAAACUAUAGACGAUAACCUUCCUAUACAAACUUUAGAACAAGGACUAGACGUAUUAGAAAUAAUGAGGAAUAUCAAUAUAUUUGCCAGCAAAUAUCUCUACAACCUAAACUCUCAAGUUUUCAUAGAAAGAAAUAGCGAAAAUAAACAUUUAAACUCCAUAAAUAUAUCCCAAGUAGCUAACUCCAUAAGAACACACGGUAUUGGUAUAAUGAACACAACUGUAAAUUUCACUUACCAAUUUUUGAGAAAUAAAUUUUAUAUAUUCUCGCAAUUCAUAUACGACGAACUCAUCAAAUCCAGAUUGAUAAAAGAUUCGAGAUUUUUUUCCGAAUAUAGAAUAGAAUUAGAUCAAAUGUACCCGUACGAAAGAGCAGAAAAAUUCAACGUGGGUAUUCGAAAAUUGGGGUUAAAUCAACAAGGCGAAAGUUAUUUGGAUUUAUUUCGAAAAGUCAUCACUCAAAUUGGUAACGCAAUGGGAUACGUUCGAUUAAUGAGAUCGGGAUGUAGAAGAUGUCUCGCGGACGGUACAUGUUUCAUACCGGAUUUAAAAAAGAAAAAUCUAGCUGAAGUUAUCGAAAAUGAAGAAUUACCGGAUUUAACGAGAAAAGCUGCUGGGAAAGUAAUCGAAAUUCUAAAUACAUAUUUGGAUAAUAUAGAAGAUAUCACUGAAUACUUUCAGUUAUUGGUGAAAGUUUUUGUACCGGUACUAAGAAACAAAAGUAAUUUGCAUUUGAAAUAUUUUUUCAUUAUAGUACCUCCUUUAACGAUCAAUUAUAUAGAGUAUUCUUUGAACUGCAAGGAUAGAUUGAACAAACGCAACAAAACUGAAUACGCCUUCACCGAUGACGGUUUCGCUUUGGGACUGGCUUACAUUAUAGAAAUAUUGAAUCAAGAAGAACAAGUUAAUGGUUUACAUUGGUUUCAAUCCGUUCAAAAGAAAAUUAACAACGAUAAAACUAAAAUAAAAGAACAAAUUUCCGAUGCGAAUAAUUCUGAUAAUAAAUUGAGGCAGACGUUAUUGUUGACCGAAAAAAAACUGAAUGCACACGAACGGGAAUUUAAACUUUUAUAUUACGGUUAUAAUAGCGCUCGAUUAUUUUUUCAAACUCAAACCUAAUAAAAACGUAUUUAGAAUUAUUUAUGGAACCGUUUGUGAUAUCCAUAUUUACUACACAAACAUUACACUGUUAGACAGGCGUUUUGACAACCAAGCUAGUAGUCUAGUCAACAAGUGCUUUUUAGAUCAAAAAUUAUUCGCCGGCUCUCCAAAAUAUGGUUGAAAUUACAUUCGAUUCGUAAUCGCAUGUAGAAAGUUUUUGGAAAAAUUGAGAACGCGCUCACAAAAAUUACAAAAGUUUCGCGUGUAUCUCAAAAACUAUUCGAAAAGCGGAGGAAAUUUCCUAAGAAAAGUUUUAACUCCUGCUAUUGUAAGUCCGAAGGCAGGCAGGUGGGUAAUAAUAUUUUCGGACCUGGUUCUUACGUUAUAUUCCUUACAUCAUGUCAUUCCAUUAUUUCCAUAAAAUUGAUGGAUUUCAACCGGAUCUGCGAGAUUUUGUUGGCCGUCGACCUCCAGCAUUUCUGGGUUUUCUUCUUUGGCAUCCUGUUCUAAGUCAAGGUUUCGUCGACUUCUUCGGAAUCAUCCUAAUCAAUAAAGUUUUCGUCAUUUUCUUCAUCUUGCCACUGUCUUUGGAGACGUCUCUGCUCUUCUUAGACAAAUGGAGUGUGAGAAACCCCAAGCAACUUUGAAACGGUCCUAUUCGUACUGUGUCUAUGCUGGAUCUAUGCUUUCAACAACCACAUGUAGAGGAAAACUUAGUUUGAAAGUACUGAGGCGCUAGCGUCGUUUGGCGGUCAAUUUGAAUAUUUUUUCUGCAUUCUUCAAAGGCUGGGGAUUGUCAUACCUCACCUGUCCAAUGCUGGGUUAAAUUGUAUUCAGUCAAAUUUCGAUGGGUAAGGGCCCGCUGCAUCCGUUUUAUCUUGUUUUGUGGCAUUAGAAAAGCUUUAGGAACGGCGACACGACCUUACAACUUUGCAUUCUGGUGCUUGCAUACUUUUCCCACAAAAACUCUUCUGCGCAUGCAUCAAUCAUCAUGACUUUUCACGCCCAGAGAGAUCUUGAUGAGAUCUAUCGAACAAAGUUAUCCACGGUUCGAUAUCUGAUAGCCUUCAUGAGAUAAUGGCCACUUCCGGUAUAUUCGGAAGUGAAUGUUUCCGUAUAAAAUAAAUAUGAUAAAUCUCUUUCUCGUCAUCAAUAUAUAUAGCCUUAUACCAUGAUGGUUGUUAUACCUAUUGAUUGAAUUUAGAUUGAAAAUAAACAAGUGAUUUGUAUUAAAAUAGAAUAUAGCUGUUAUACAGGGAUGGAAUAUACUCUGAGAGUCUGUAAUUUGGAAUAAAUUUCACGAUUAUAUCGGAUUAGUAUUUCCAAUUGCGAUUUUUGAGCAGUAGUAGCCAUCAAAAUGAAAGUGUUGUAACUUAACAUUGGCGUCUUAUCUCAUUAACUAACAUCCUGUAUACAUUAUUAUUGUAUAUAAAAUACUAAUCGAAAACUUUCGAAAAAAAACUGAAUUUAUUCUAAAUCGCAGAAUCAUAUUAUAGUAGUUAUUAUUUGGAUAAAUAAAUAUAUAUUUUUUGUAAAUUAUUGAAUUUAAAUAAAGUAUUCAAAGUUUCAUACAAA
Messenger RNA from Diorhabda carinulata, 5077 nucleotides. RefSeq names its product WASH complex subunit 4 (gene SWIP). Gene Ontology annotation, cellular component: WASH complex; endosome. The transcript is spliced from 2 exons. NCBI's taxonomy places the organism in Eukaryota, Metazoa, Arthropoda, Insecta, Coleoptera, Chrysomelidae. Gene Ontology annotation, biological process: endosome organization; endosomal transport. The coding region runs from base 269 to 3520 and encodes 1083 amino acids. The record is from RefSeq and is a predicted model, not a curated record.